Messenger RNA from Chondrus crispus (carragheen), 1955 nucleotides. RefSeq lists its product as hypothetical. NCBI's taxonomy places the organism in Eukaryota, Rhodophyta, Florideophyceae, Gigartinales, Gigartinaceae. The record is from RefSeq and is a predicted model, not a curated record. Gene Ontology annotation, molecular function: GTP binding; ATP hydrolysis activity; signal recognition particle binding. Bases 1 to 1857 code for a protein of 618 amino acids. Gene Ontology annotation, cellular component: signal recognition particle receptor complex; endoplasmic reticulum membrane. The transcript is spliced from 2 exons. Gene Ontology annotation, biological process: SRP-dependent cotranslational protein targeting to membrane.
AUGAUCGACGAGUUUUGCAUCUUCGAGAGCGGCGGCACAGUUCUGUGGCGACGCAGCUUUGUCGCCCUCAAGGGGGAUCCCCUCGCUAUUCUUGUCCGCUCCGUUCUUCUCGAAGAUCGUCUCUCACUGCCAGAGCUCUCAUUUGACUGCUACACACUUCGCUGGGUCCUGGACAAUGAAAGGGGUCUCUUCUUCGUCGUCAUCUUCCAACGCCUUCUUCCUCCCGCUUACGCCGAUGAUCUCCUACAUAUGGUCCGCAAGGAGUUCACAAAGCGAUACAUCCGUCCCGCAGACAACCCCUCCGCCAAGGGUAACACCCCUUUCGUGGUCGACUGCGACCCCGAUUUCGACCAGUUUGCGCCCCAUUUCGAGCGCAUUCUUGCCUCUGCGGAGAAGAAGAGCAUGACCGCAGGCGCCACCUCCAGGAAUGCAGAAGGAAAGAAGAGAAAGCCUGUCAAGCCACCAGCACCUGACAUUACAUCCCCUGAUCCUAAUCGUGAAGCAGAGCAAGACCCCGAAACAUUGGAUACAGGCUUGUCCACCCUGUCAGCAGAGGAUGUUGUGAAGAAGAACAGAGAGGCUUUCAUACGAAAGCACGUCUCAAGAAAGUCGAAGGCUGCCAUGGGCGCAAUGAAGAUGAAGCCGAAACCCUCUGCGAUCGAUUCUGCGACAACCCCAACUCGCAGCGUCGGGGGAAAAGUUAUGCGGCCGAGCAACAAGGCAACACAGGAUGCUGGGCCUACGCUUGAUUACAGCACAGGAAAACCGCAAGAGGAUGGCGCAAUUGCAGACGAUGAAGUCGCACGGUUUAGAGAUCAAUUCAUGAACGCGGCGCCUAAUUCUGCAUAUGACAUCAUCGAGGAUUCAGACGACGAUGAGUUCGAUGAGGAGGAUGGUGAUGGGGUGAACGAGAGCAGUGCUCCUCUUGGUGGUGUGCUGAACUAUUUCAAGGGGCUCGCGGGGAUGCGAAACCUAACGAAAGCAGACUUGCAACCGGUUAUGGAAAACUUCAAGGACGUACUUAUUGCUAAGAACGUAGCGCAGAACAUUGCAGAAAAGUUGAUUGAAUCAGUACUCAACAGUUUGGAGGGGAAAAAGAUGGAAUCCAUGACCUCAGUCACUACAACAGUGCGAAGCGCACUGGACGAGGCACUAACAAGAAUUUUAACAUCAAGACAAAGUACAGACAUCGUCGCAGAGAUCGCUGCCAAACAAGGUACGGGUCGUCCAUAUGUUAUUACAUAUUGUGGCGUUAACGGCGUCGGUAAGAGCACUUCGUUGGCAAAGACAUGCUACUACCUGCUCAACCAUGGUUACAAGGUAAUGAUUGCGGCUUGCGAUACAUUUCGAGCGGGUGCGGUUGAGCAACUUCGUACUCACGUCCGGUGCCUCGGGGAAGGAGUAGAGUUGUUCGAUAGGGGUUACGGAAAGGAUGCUGCUGCCGUUGCGAACGAUGCGAUUCGGAAGGCGAAGGAGCUCGGAUAUGACGUGGUGCUUGUGGAUACGGCAGGGCGGAUGCAAGACAAUGAACCGCUUAUGCGUGCACUGGCAAAACUUGUGGAGGUGAACAGACCAGACCGGGUGCUGUUUGUGGGGGAAGCACUAGUGGGCAACGACGCAGUAGACCAACUGAGCAAGUUUAAUCAGGCACUAGCAGACCACCAAAACGCAGCAGCGCCACGGUUGAUUGACGGAAUCGUGCUCACAAAGUUUGACACGAUCGAUGACAAGGUCGGGGCAGCCGUUUCCAUGGUGUACGCGACAGGACAGCCAAUUGUGUUUGUGGGAGUCGGACAGACCUACAUGGACUUGCGCAAAAUCAACACGCGGUCCCUCGUCAAAGCGCUGCUGAAGUAGAAAGGAUGACGUUGAAGUCAUUAGACCGGUCCUUUUUUUUGUCCCGUUCCUUUUCACAUGGUAUGUACAAAGUAAAUAAAAAAAUCGGAAACCCCCUA